AUGGUACUUCCUCAGCUUCGAGUCUUCUUUUCGGCCUUCCGAGGUCUCAUCUCGACAGCGCUACGUAUCGUUCUCUGGCGCGUAUUCUCUCUGUUUGCUUUGAUUCAUCAGGUCGAGAUUCUAACCCUAGUUUUGAUGGCUGUUUGGUUGCGGGAUCUUCCGGGAGUGGUGGUGAUGGUGAGGUUUGAGGGUGAUGGGUUUGUUAAUGCUGAGUUCCCGGAAGAAGUUGUUUCUGAUUGUACCGCUGAGUUGAUUGGUUUAAUUGAGAGGUCGCAAGGUAAUGGUGGCGAGAAUCCUAAUAGGGAUGAAUCCGAAAUUAGGGUUUUAAGCGCGGCGAAUGAAUUAGAACAGGAGAAGAAACAAGAAAAACAUAUUGGAAAUGAAUCCCUGGAGAGAAAAAUUGGAUCAACAAAUGGUAUACGCAAGGUAGAUGAUUCUAAUAUGAUGAUGGUUGAUAGAAAGGAGGAACCUCUGAGUUCAUCUGCAACUGAGUAUGUGAUCUCAGAACUUCAGAAGGUGAAAGGUGAUAAUAUUGACUCUGUUACCAGUGUUAACUUGCGAAGUGCAUGCACUGUAAAUGUUGGAUUGUAUGGCCAGGCUUUUGAGAAUUCAGAUAAUGAGGAUGAGGAAAACCAGUUGGAUGACAAGGUUGAUGAAGAUGGCAUGAAGAAGAGGAGAAGGACCUUGACCAAGGAGAGAAAAGAGAAGAAAAAGAAAGCGAAGAAAAGGAAACGAGCACAGAUAGAAAGAGAGCAAGGAGUCAAGAGAUUAAAGCUGCAAUUGGUGGCAAAGCCAAAACCAGUGAGAUAUUGUGAGGAGAUGCGUGUAAAUUUUUCCCAUGAAGCUACUCCUUUGACCAAGUCUCAGCCAUGUAAGUAUUUUGCGUGUAAUACUUGCUUAAAAGGGGAUGAUUGUCCAUUUGAUCAUGAACUCUCCAAGUAUCCUUGUCACAACUUCCAGUCCAAAGGCAUGUGUCUCCGAGGAGAUAAUUGCAAAUUUUCUCACAAGAUGUCAAGUGUCGAAGAUGCUUCAACAACAUCAGCAACAAAUAUAUCACAUUCUUCACCAUCAACCAUAACGUCAAAUAUAACAAAUCAAUUCAAUGUGAAGAAUCACUCUACCACUUCAAGAUCUACAUUUUCCAUCUACGAGGAUAUGAAGAAAAACUUGGUGGACAAAUGUCUGAAGCCUCCGGUGCCCUCUGUGGAAGGUUAUCCAACAGCAUCAACAAGCAGCAAAUCAGAUACUCCAUUAUCAAAUUCAAAUAUAAAACAAGUUAAUUUGAAGAGCAGCUCUCCAGUUCCAAAUGAACUACUGCAACAUACAACUCCAAGCUCAAGAAAGGAAAACUUACUGGAGAAAUUCUUGAAGCCUUCAGUAAAAAUUCCCAGUGGAGUUUGCUUCCUUCAAUUUGGGAAGGAACCAUCUUUUGUCACUAAUAAGAGCCCGCCAAGUGACGAGAAGAAGCCUCUCGUUUCAAAUAUUACUUCGAGUACCUUACUGAAUGGCUCAUGCAGUAAGGAACAACGGAACGACAGCUUUAGGCCUGCUUCUGAGAUUGAAUUGUCGGAUGCUAGUAAAAUCUUAGAAGAGUUUUUAUUCAUUGGAUGAGCAUAGAGCAAGGAAUCCAAGUUUUACUUAUACUGUAAUUUCUUGCAGCAACAACCAAUUUUUGGUUGUUGGCGAGGCACAUGAUGCUGCUGCCUUCACCUUAUGGCUGCCAUAUACAGAACAUCACAGUUACAUGUUUUAAGGAUUUUUAUAUUAUUUUUCAUUUCUUUGUAUUGAGUCCUUU
Dioscorea cayenensis subsp. rotundata (Guinea yam) is the source of this 1795-nucleotide messenger RNA. Its product is annotated as zinc finger CCCH domain-containing protein 7-like. Gene Ontology annotation, cellular component: nucleus. Bases 1 to 1611 code for a protein of 536 amino acids. Gene Ontology annotation, biological process: negative regulation of DNA-templated transcription. Lineage: Eukaryota; Viridiplantae; Streptophyta; Magnoliopsida; Dioscoreales; Dioscoreaceae. The record is from RefSeq and is a predicted model, not a curated record. Gene Ontology annotation, molecular function: RNA binding; metal ion binding. The transcript has 8 exons.